Molecule: messenger RNA, 3453 nt
Organism: Dujonia railenensis
Lineage: Eukaryota; Fungi; Ascomycota; Pichiomycetes; Serinales; Debaryomycetaceae
Source: the annotation of a GenBank genome assembly
AUGGACGAUAUAGUAUCUUCCAGGUACGACAUAUCUGGUAUAACAGAGUCGAUAUUUUCUAAGCAUUCAGACUUUCUUCAAAGCUCGUUACCAUCUCGAGCAGGUGUGGGUAGUAGUGGCGAGCAACAACUACAGUUUGGUGACAGUAAGCAACCAUUCUCGUCAUCAUCGUUCAUCUCUGGUUUACCAGCAGUAGGAGCGGCAGGGGCAGCUUCGAUUAUCCGUUCUCUACCAAUAAUUUCAAGAUUGCUUCCGACUAUUGAACCUAAACAAGAGCAGAUAAAGUCACUUUUAACCCAACAGAAGGAGGCAACCAGUUAUAAACAAUGGUAUGACAUAUGUCUCCAACUAGAUACGCUAUUAAAUAAUGAUGCUUGGAAAUUGGACCCCAAGUCUGACUUGUUUGACUAUGAAUUUGUCAAGCAAAGUCUUGAAACUUUGAGAGAAGCAAGGUUACAAAAGGAUUACAAGUUAUUAUUGUAUUUGGUGAGAACAACGUGGAUUAGAAACAUUGGAAAUAUGGGCAAUGUCAACUUGUAUCGCCACUCUUACGUGGGGACCAAAAAGAUUAUCGAAGACUUCAUAGCCGAAUGUGAAUUAUCUUUGGAUUAUUUGGUAAAUGAUGAAGGCGUUGAAUUAGACGACAGAUACCUUUUGGGUAUGCUAAUACAAACGCGUAAAAACAUUGGCAGGACAGCACUAGUUUUGCUGGGAGGUUCCACCUUUGGUAUCUUCCACAUAGGGGUCUUGGCUACAUUAUUAGAAAGUAACUUGUUACCCCGAAUAGUCAGUGGAAGUUCUUCAGGAAGUAUUAUGGCAAGUAUUCUAUGCUGUUGCACGUUCGAAGAAACUAUUGAGCUAUUGAGCACAGUGACCGAAAAGAAGUUUCUUAUCUUUGGUGAUGAUAGUGACCUUGAACAACACAACAAAGAACAAGAAGAUCUAGACUCGGAAAACAUCCCAGAUGGUGAAAAGAAAAAGAAGUUAAAUAAUCCAGGAUUAAGAAGACCCUUGAAACAGUUGGCUCAUUUGUUGAAAUAUGGUACUCUUUUUGAUAUCUCAGGCUUAAAGUCCACAAUGCUUGGAUUCGUUGGAGAUUUAACCUUCAGAGAAGCCUACAAUAGAACUGGUAAGAUAUUGAAUAUCACAGUAUCUCCAGCUUCCAUUCAUGAACAAACGAGAUUACUUAACUACUUAACAGCUCCAAAUUGCCUUAUUUGGUCUGCGGUAUGUGCAUCAUGUUCUGUUCCAGGAAUAUUCCCCUCAACUUCUAUAUAUGAGAAAAAUACGAGAACAGGAGAAAUUCAAGAAUGGAACAACGAUUCCUCAGUCAAGUACGUUGAUGGUUCAGUUGACAAUGACUUACCCAUCACUAGGUUACUGGAAAUGUUCAAUGUGGACCAUAUUAUCGCUUGCCAAGUUAAUCCACAUGUAGUUCCAUUCUUAAAAAUGUCUGUGACGUGUGUUGGUGGGGAAAUUGAAAAUGAAGUUAGUUCAAGAUUAAAAAGCUUCUUAACAAAUAUUUACGACUUUAUGUCAAGUGAGGUUAUCCAUUACUUGGAAGUACUACAUGAAGCUGGAAUAGGACUGAAUCUUUCAACUAAAUUUAUUUCGAUUCUUUCGCAACAAUAUUCUGGUGAUAUUACUAUCUUACCUGAUUUUAAUAUCAAAGACUUCACAAAGAUCUUUGAUAACCCGACACCUGCAUUUUUGUUAGAAUGUAUUGUAAGAGGUGCGAGGGCAGCAUGGCCCAAAAUUACUGUUAUCAAAAACCAUUGUGGAGUUGAAUUCGCCCUUGACAAAGCUAUUACUAAAUUAAGGGGCCGUAUCAUCACUAAGAGUGGUUUAAAUAAAAUGGUAUCGAAUGGUAAUGGCCACACUAACACCAAUGGCAAACAACCAAUUCAUGGUGCAAUGUUAGGAAAUGGUCUAGCUGCUGAAAAUAAUUUAUACAAUUUGGUCUCAUCGCCAAUUUUGAAUGUCGAUUCUCAAUCACCUUCACCUGUUCCUGAGGAAGGCAAAGAUCAAGUUGGAGAAGACAACAACCAAAAUCAUGAUCAUGGAGACGGGAAAGUCAAUCAAAGGACUGGAGCACCGAAGUUUAAGCGUCACAAUACUAUAAACUACAGUGCCCGGGGGGAAAACCUGGUCGAAAAGAACGAGCUUACAGAAAAUCAACCUAGGAAGGAAAAGAGGAAGAGUGUCAGCGCUUAUUCUAACUUUAUGGUCCAAGAAUCAAACGAUAUCAGAGAAUCAUUGAAAAACAUGAUCAAGAACACAAAUAAUCUGCUGAUAAACCCAAAUUUCCCAAACGUUAAUACAAAAAGAGGCAAAUCAACUACUUCUUUGUUGCAACUUAGUAACAGCUACGAUAAAAAUAAUGAAUCUGUGGGUGUAAGAUUUAAUAAUAAGGCUCGAGAUUCUGUCCAAAAACCAAGCGAAAUGCAGACAACGCCUAGUCCUCCAAAUUUUAGAACCCAUGGUAGGUCUAAAAGUUUCUAUUCCCCAGAUAUGGAAGAACAAAAUAGCAAUGACUUCCAUAAUGAUAACUAUUUAUUAAAUGACCUAGAUCUGGAUCUGGAUGCAUAUUUUCCCACAAAACAUGAGCAUGAUGAAUAUGAGCCAUUCGUGGGCCCAGAUGCUGCACAAAGAGCUUCUCGGACUCUGGGCGAAGAUAGUGAAGGGACUUCAUCAGGUAGCAAAAAGGACAUAAGGCCAGAAGUCAAGAAGGUUCGUAAGGCCAGGAGUUCUGGCAACUUUUUUGUCAUGGACAGUUUUACCGAUGAUUAUGAUAGCUCUAGGCAAUUGAAGUACGAUUCCGAAAGGAUCCCAUACUAUAAAGGCAAUCCUUAUUUGGACUCACCUAAUUCAUCUGCUGUGAAUGCUCCCAGCACACCAUCACAAUAUUCUCAAUCACCUACUGCUACGGCUAAUUCAUCUUCAGUAUUCAAUGCCAACAAUGUGACAAAAGCAAAUUUACCAUCAAAAAGGGCCUCUGCUUCAAACUCUUUAAGGAGCUCGUAUAUUGGCUUAAAUAGGUUAAAGGAUAGGUCAAGUAAUAAUUCAAACUCGAAUCUUAACGAGCUAAUUAUGGGUCCAAAUGGAGAUGGCACUUAUCAAAAGAAAUUGAUGAGCUUAACAUCCCCGGAUAUAAGAAGGACUUACAGAGGUUCCACCAGAAUAGGGCUCAGUAGGCAAAAUAGUGAAGAGAUAUCUGUAUUGAUGAGCAAGCUUGCUAAGGAACAACAGCACCGAGAAGCAGGUUUAGGCUUAAGCAAAAGUCUGGAAGAAGAAGAAGAAGAAGGAGAAGAGGAAGGUGAGGGAAAAGAAGAAGGAGAAGCGGAAGAAACAGAUAACGACGAAGAAGCGACUGUUAAGGGUCUGGAUGACGAAAAUGAAGGGGAAGAGGAGAAAAAUGGAGACACAGAGGAAUCUGCAACACCUGAAACCUAA